This is a messenger RNA of Drosophila miranda, 1326 nucleotides long. RefSeq names its product farnesol dehydrogenase. The transcript has 2 exons. NCBI's taxonomy places the organism in Eukaryota, Metazoa, Arthropoda, Insecta, Diptera, Drosophilidae. The record is from RefSeq and is a predicted model, not a curated record. The coding region runs from base 119 to 871 and encodes 250 amino acids.
GGCUAAUCAGUUUGCUACGCAAAACCAUCCGAAUCACGCUCCCGUAUAAGAGAUUGCUCGGUUCUGUAAACCACAUCGUUCUUAUUAGGAAAUAAACUAAACAUUCGUAAUAGUCGUAAUGGAUCGCUGGCAAAAUCGCGUUGCUGUCGUCACCGGAGCCAGCUCGGGGAUUGGAGCCGCAUGCUGCAGGGAUCUGGUGGCCAAGGGCAUGGUCGUGGUGGGUCUGGCUCGCCGUGAGGAGCGGCUGAAGGAACUGAAGGCAGCGCUGCCGUCCGAGCAGGCCGCCCGCUUCCAUGGCCGCAAGUGUGACGUCAGCCAGGAACAGGACGUUGUCGACACCUUCGCCUGGAUCGAUGCCACGUUGGGUGGAGCCGACGUUCUCGUGAACAAUGCCGGCAUCUUGAGGCAGGCGGCGGAUAUCGUUAAGGAGGGCAACGGCCCCGAUCUGAGGGCCAUCCUCGACACCAAUGUGCUGGGCGUGGCCUGGUGCACGCGCGAGGCCUUCCGCUCUCAGCAGCGGCGCAAUGUCCUCGACGGACACGUGGUGAUCAUCAACAGCGUGCUCGGGCACCGUACACCGGUCACGAGCUUCAGCCUGGGCAUGUAUGCCCCCUCCAAGCAUGCCGUGACUGCCCUGACCGAGGUGCUGCGCCAGGAGUUCCUCAACAAGAAGACCCAGACCAAGAUCACAAGCGUGAGUCCCGGCGCCGUCGAUACGGAGAUUCUCGACAAGAGGGUCCUCGAACUAAUGCCCGGUCUGCCCAUGCUGCGCUCAGAGGACAUUGCCGAUGCCGUCUCCUACUGCAUUCAGACACCACCCAAUGUCCAGAUCCACGAGAUGAUCAUCAAGCCCAUUGGAGAGUCCGUAUAAGGUCUCUGGCACCCAUCUACGUGUAUGCAAUCCUGAUAUUAAACAAACCUAAGUUUCGAUUACGUUCUGAGAGAUAACUGAUAUGCUUAGAUCCGAUCUAGAAGCUCCGCCCUCAUCUGAGUUCAAGGGCAGUAUAUUUUGUAGAUAAAAGCGAAUAAGUCUCCCUCAGCAGACUUCUUAGAGAGGCAUCUUUCUACCAAUUUUACUAAAUACGCCUAUAAUUUGACCGCCUUUAUUAACACCUGCAGUCUCACUGUUCUAGAGCCAGUUCAGAGAAAAUGUAUUGCUUGGAAAUAAUUUCUAUGUUCAUUGAGAUAAGAUCGUACGAUUAUUCGCUGUUCCCCAGGCCAAGGUCGGCAAAUCAAACUUUAGUUUGUAAUUAAUUCUAUACGAGUACGAGUAUGUGUAUAGUUUUGGUGAUAAGAGCCGAGUAAAUUCUGUGGAUAUGCGACAGC